Molecule: messenger RNA, 3360 nt
Organism: Closterium sp. NIES-65
Lineage: Eukaryota; Viridiplantae; Streptophyta; Zygnematophyceae; Desmidiales; Closteriaceae
Source: the annotation of a GenBank genome assembly
AUGGAGUCGCGCACGCAGGGGGGGAGGGAGGAGGGGGACAUGCAAGGAGGGCGGGACGGGAGGGGCGGGGAGGCGUGGCAGGCGGAGGUGGAGGAGGCGCUGCUGGCGGCGGUGUGUGACGGCAUGGGCUUCAACAGACACGACGCCCUUCACAAGCUGCCACUCUUCAUGCAGCUGAAGCGGAGCGAGCUUUCGCAGAUGGUGAAGGAAAAGGGGGCGGAGGUCACCGUGGGGGCAGCAGCAGAGGAAUUCGUUGAGUGGAUGCUCAGCGGGGAGCACGACCAGGUGGCAGCAGACGAGGCGAUGCGGGAGGAGCUGGACCCCAACCUGCAGGAGGAGCUGGACCCCGACCUGCAGGCGCGCAUCGCCCGCCACAUUGAGCGCCGCCGCCAGAAGCAGGCGCGCAGGGCAGCGGGGGAGGGGGGGGAGAAGAAGAGGAAGGGGAGGAAAAGUGGAGAGGGGGAGAAGCGAGGGGAGCAGGGUGAGGAGAUGAGGAAGAUGAGCAGGGGGGAUGAGGAGGUGAAGGAGGAGGUGCGGAUGGGGGAAGGUGAUGGUAUGGGAGGCUGGGUGGGAGGAGUGGAAGAGGAAGGCAUGCGAGGGGAUGCGGAGGGAGCAGUGGCAGGCGAGCAGACAGGUGCUGCCCAUCCUCCUGCUGCCGCCCAUCCUCCCGUUGCCUCCCAUCCCCCCGCGGCUGCCCACCCUCCCACGGCUGCCCACCCCCCCGCUGCCGCCCAUCCCCCCGCUGCCGCCCAUCCCCCAGCUGCCGCCCAUCCCCCCGCUGCCGCCAAUUUCCCCGCUGUUGCCCAUCCACCUGGUGCCGCGCAUCCCCCCUUCGCUGGCGAUCCCGUGGCUGGUGCCCAACCCCGUACUGCUCACAUCACCCACGCCACUAUCAACGCUCCCCAUCCCGCUUGCCAGCAACCUGUAGUCUCCCCUCACCUUCCACUCACCUCCCCUCACGUUCCUCCCACCUCCAAUGAUCUUCCCCUCUCCUCCACUCACCUUCCCGCCACCUUCCCCCAGCAUCCCCUCGCCUCCUGUCAGCCUCCCGUCCCCUCCCCCCAGCUGCUCGCUCCAGCCGAUCAGCUCCCCUGCCCAGCCGAUCAGCUCCCCUGCCCAGCACCCACCAAACCCCUCUCGCCCACCCGAGAGGGAGAGGAGGGAGGGGGAGGAGGAGGAGGAAAGGGAUUGUUGGCAGAUGCGUGGGUGGAGGAUGGAGGUGGGAGGGGGAGUGAGAGGCGAAGGGAGAUGGAGCGCAGGGUGAGCGAGAGAGAGAUGGAGCGCAGGGUGAGCGAGAGGGAGAUGGAGCGCAGGGUGAGCGAGAGGGAGAUGGUCCGGCUGCGCAGCCGCGGGGGGUUAGGGAGGGUGGGGGCUGAGAGUGGUGUGGCAGGGAGGGAUGUGGGGCAGAGGGGCAGGGGGCACGGGGAGGGGCAGAGUGGUAGAGGAGGAGAGGGUGAGCGGCGGGGAGAGAGGGCAGGGGGUGACGAGGGGUGCAGGCAAGGGGCGUGCAGUGCCCCCCCCCACGCUGCCUCGCCGUCGCCAUGGCCCCCGGCAGGCAGAGAGCCCCUUGCUGCGCCCAGCGUGAUGCGCGCGGCUGCUAGUGGAGCGGCUUGGCGAGACUUGGGAGGAGGGGGUGCAGCGAGAGGCUUGGGGCGAGGGGCACGGGGAGAGGGGAGGGGAAGGAGGUGGUUGGGAGAGGGGGAGGCAGCGAGGGAUUUGGCAGAGCCGGUGGGAAGAGCGGGAAGCACUGUGAUUGGCCAGAAAGGGCUGGCAAGUGGACUGCUGCUGCGCGCUAGUGAGGGGAGUGGCAGGGGGCAGGGGGGGGCGGAGGGGCAUGUGCAUGGGCGAGGGCGGGGGAGCGUGUACGGAAACAGGCAUGAGUGUGCUGUUGGCGUUGGACAUGGGGAUGUGCGAAACAGGAAGGAGGCCGAGAAGGGGGAUUGCAGCGAAGAGCACCUCAUCAGAGGGCAGGCAGGUGUGGGUGCGUGUAGUGUGGGGGCCAGUGCGGGCGUGGGGGAAGUAGCGGAGGGCAGUGCAAGGGAGGCGGAUGCUGCCCACACUGGCACUGCUGGCACUGCUGGCACCCCCCCCUGCGUGCGCGACGACGCUCAGUCCCCCGCCGCAAACCGCGGUGGGGAUGGCAGUGCCACACCAGCUGCACCAGCAAGCUUGCUUGGGGGAGCAAGCGAGGGGUCAGGUGGAAGAGGAAGGGGUCACUUCAGGGGCACAAGGGGACGUGGGGUUGGAGGGAGGGCGAGGGGCAGGGCGAGUGGGGGACGCAGGGUGGUUCACCCGCGGGAGGACAUCUCGCGGGGCAAGGAGGCGGUGGCCAUCCCGUGGGUGAACGAGCACAGCCACGAGCAGCCGCCCGCGUUGUGGAUGUACAUGAGGAAGAGCUGGCCGGCCAGCGACAAAGUGAAGUUCGUCAUCGCAUUGGAUCGCAUCGACACGUUCUGUGAGGACUGCCAAGGGGAUUGCAUGGGCGACAUCCAGUGUGAAUGCACACAGCCACUGCGGGGCGCAUGGGCGUACACCAGGGAUGGCACUCUCACGGACGCCUUCUUGAGGAAGGUGGAGAUGGAGGUGGAGCAGGGCGAGGAGGCGGUGAGGCGGGGCAACAAGCAGUUCUGUGCUCGUGAGCGCUUGCUGUGGUGCCCCGUGAAUGCGGCGCAGCUGAAGCACGCCAUGGAUGCCAUGCCCGCGGAUGUGCCUGCGCCAGUGAGGCUGAGUAAAUUUUGUGCGAGCGCCCUUGAGGCGUGUGUGGCGUGCCCCGGGCAUCCUGUGCGCACCUUCAUCAAGGAGUGCUUUGUCAAGUGCGGAUGCAGCGAGAUGUGUGGCAACCGAGUGGUGCAACGUGGCAUCACAAGGCGCUUUCAGGUGUUCAUGACGGCGGGCAAGGGGUGGGGGGUGCGCACGCUGGAGCGGCUGCCGCGAGGGGCGUUUGUGUUUGAGUACGCGGGCGAGGUGGUCACCAACACCGAGAUGGACGAGCGCAACCAGCGGCAGGCCAGGAACCAGCGCGGCACCUUUCCUAUCUACCUGGAUGCGGACUGGGCGGCGGAGGGGGGUCUGACUGACGAUGAGGCCCUGUGCCUGGAUGCCACACGGCUUGGCAACGUGGCGCGAUUCGUCAACCACAGGUGUGGAGAUGCCAACCUCGUGAACGUGCCAGUGGAGAUAGAACACAAGGACCACAACAUCUACCAUGUGAGUGGGGCCAUCAACAUCUACCAUGUGAGUGGGGCCAUCAACAUCUACCAUGUCAUCAAUGCAAGAGCAUGUGAAGGAUGUGGCGUUUUUCACGCGAAAGGAGGUCGAGCCAAUGGAAGAACUAACGUGGUGAGUAUCAGUGCAACGUAG